UGCCACCGCUGUUCUUUGCGCCACCCGAAACGCUCUAGGGCUGCCCCAGCUGUAUUUCCAAUUGUAUCUCUAUGUAUCUCCAAUUGGCAAUUCAUGGUGACAGUGCUUCCGAAUAGACUGCGAUCGUUUCUGUUCUAUUGUUGCGGAUGCUGCACUCUUGUCACAAAAUACACCGACAACGGCUUAUUGUUCCAAUCCCAGUCUCUGGCAAUCUUCCACAGUCUUCCCAAUUCCCAAUCGCUUGUACAAUCUGGUUUGUUUAAUUGCCUGCUCUUGGAAACCACAUAGUGAUCCAAUUCUUUUACUUAUCUUUUUCUAUCUUGUUUUUCUGGCCCACCAUUCGCUGCCUCCCUCAAUCUCCC
Ascoidea rubescens DSM 1968 is the source of this 362-nucleotide messenger RNA. RefSeq lists its product as uncharacterized. Bases 94 to 288 code for a protein of 64 amino acids. NCBI's taxonomy places the organism in Eukaryota, Fungi, Ascomycota, Saccharomycetes, Ascoideales, Ascoideaceae. The transcript has a single exon. The record is from RefSeq and is a predicted model, not a curated record.